AUGGAGCUGCUGGUCCUGCUGGUGCUGCUGGGGGCUGCGGCCAGCCCGGGGGGCGGCUCCGGCCCAGGCCCGCACUCGCUGCACUAUUUCUACACGGGGGUGUCAGAGCCCGGCCCUGGGCUGCCCGAGUUCUCCGGGGCCGGCUACGUGGACGGGCAGCUGGUUAUUACCUACUCCAGUGAGACGCAGCGCGCACAGCCUGGCACGGCGUGGAUGGAGCGGAACGUGGGCCCUGAGCAGUGGGAGCGGGACACGUGGAACUUAAGGGUUGCACAGUCCGUGUUCCGAGAGGACCUGGACAUCCUGCGCGGGCGCUACAACCAGAGCGGGGGAUUUCACACUUACCAACUGAAGUACGGCUGUGAGCUCCAGGGUGACAGCUCCACUGGAGGGUUUUACCAGUAUGCCUACGAUGGGCGAGACUUCGUCAGCCUGGAUAAGGACCGGGAGACCUGGGUGGCGGCAGAUGACGGGGCUCAGGUCACCAAACGGAAGUGGGAUGCUGACAGGAGCGACGCUCAGAGAUACAGAAUCUACCUGGAGCGAGAGUGCAUUAAGUGGCUAGGGAAGUACCUGGAGUACGGGAAGGAGACGCUGCAGAGGACAGAGCCACCGCGGGUGCAGGUGAGCGACCGGCCGAGCCGGGACGGGCUCACCACCCUCUCCUGCCGCGUCCAUGGCUUCUACCCGCGGAACGUGGCCGUCGUGUGGCUGAAGAAGGGGGUGGCCGUGCCGCAGGAGACAAACUGUGGGGACGUGGUUCCCAGUGGGGACGGGACCUACCAGACCCGGGCCACCAUCGAGAUCGACCCCAGCAGAGAGACCGAUUAUACCUGCAGCGUGGAGCACCCCAGCCUGGCUGCAGAUCUGAGAGUGCCCUGGGGGCCCAAGUCCAAUGUGAUGCUGAUCGUGGGGGUCGUUAUCGGGGUUCUCGUGCUGGUCGCUGCCGUCACUGGAGCCGUUGUCUUCCUCAGGAAGAAGAACAGCGGCUACAAAGCAGCUGCAGCUCACGAAGGCUCUGCCGGCUCUGGAAGCAACCAGGGAUCAGACACCUGUGUCAAGGCGUAACGGAGCCCGUCGGCCCCUGCGCAGCCGGAUGGGGGAUCCCAGACACGAGGGGAGAGACCGGAGCAGAUCAGGCUCCUGGGAAUGCAACAGCUCAUCAGUAUCUUCCACCACCUGCUUAAAGCCCUUUGCCUUGAUUGUACCCGAGCUAAACGUCUGGCUGUGAGAGAAUUGAACUCUCCGUGGCUGCAGACUGGCUGGGAUUUUUGGGGUUACUUAUUGUUUGAUUUCUAGUAUCAUGAGUUUGAAAAAAACAAAACUUAAAUUUACGAGGAUCUUGUUUGUAUAGAAAAAUAAGAGAGAUUGGCUGGAAUGAAUUGUUAGCGUAGUGCUGACUAGUGCUGUUUUCCUAAUGGAAGCAUUUUGCAGCAGGUCAGUGAUAUUGUUAACCCUCCAACAGGGGAGUCUGGGCAAUGUUAAGUAUAGCAAGGAAACAUUUCUUCUAUUUCAACUGUACGCUUUGAAUGUUGUUUGAUUUGAUUAACUGUUCCAAUUAAAUUGUCUCAACUAGUGCGAGUCAACAACUUUUCCUUAAAUGCAGUAAUGGGGAAAGAGUUAUUUCUAUUUUUCUAGUCUCUGUUCUUGUAUUUUCUUGUAACAGGUUUUUUUUGUUUUUUUUUAAAUCUAUACACGUAACUGAGUGGUGGGUUAAUCUGUUAGCUGCCUGGCUACCUGUGAUUUCAGCAGUGGAAGAGUCUGCCUGAAUUCCAGCUGAAGAGCCCUACAAGCCAGUGGAGGGAAGAUGUUGCUUUUGACUCAGCAAACUGGCUGGAUUUGGAGAUGAAAAACUGAGACUUGGGUGAACUCAUCCCAGGGGCGGCUCCAGGCCCCAGCACACCAAGCGCGUGCUUGGGGCGGCAUGCCGUGGGGGGCGCUCUGCCACUCGCUGGGAGGGUGGCAGGCGGCUCCGGUGGACCUCCCGCAGGU
Molecule: messenger RNA, 1992 nt
Organism: Mauremys mutica (yellowpond turtle)
Lineage: Eukaryota; Metazoa; Chordata; Testudines; Geoemydidae
Product: major histocompatibility complex class I-related gene protein-like
Exons: 9
Coding region: 1-1068 (355 amino acids)
Biological process (GO): immune response
Cellular component (GO): external side of plasma membrane
Source: RefSeq, a predicted model, not a curated record